AUGUUCAAAAUUAAUAAAAGAUGCAACUCAAUAAGCUUAGCUUCCUCAUCAGUUUCAAGUGACCCAAAAAAAUCUAUCGCUCCUAGGAUGCGUGCUCAGGUUUCUUCAUUUCAGAGAAACUAUAUAAUACAUUCUCGAUCAUAUUCUCAGCUUUCAAAUUCUCAAAAGCAGAUGACUAUGAUUUCUACCAUGAAUUCUGAGGAGAGCCCAUUACGGCAGACUCAGACUUUUUCUAAUGAUAAUUCUCAGCCGUUUCAUGCGAAAUUUCGAUUAUCAUUUGACUUAUCACAAAACCAGAGAAUACAUGAUCUUUUAGGGAAAACUAUAACACAAGAGCUACAAACAUUGCCUAGCGCAGCUCAUAUAUAUAUUACUAAGCAAAGAUCCUUAAUGUGCUCGGCCCAAUAUAGCCCAGGUACGACAUUCAUCUUCCUGGGCUAGGAAAUUGCAAUGCAACUCCCUGAAUUGGUUCUCCAAAUCUUGUUAACGAGCCAACUCGGGGAGUUGGCAAACGCAUUCUAUCAGGUAUAUUUGUCAAAUCCCCGAGUUGGUUCCUCAAUAUGAGUUGGCGAACCAACUAGGGGAGUUGCCCUGCAAUUACCUAGCCCAGGAAGAUCUAAUAUGGUACCUGAGUUAUAGCAUAUUUACCUAUAAUUUAAUCUUUUAUUACAAAUUUACCCAAGCCCAAUUAACUAAUAAAAUAUAUAAAAAACCGAACUAAAAAAAUCGAGGAUUUAAUGGUCGAUUGCAAAGACCGCAUAGAUAAAGCUUUAGAGCAUGCCUCUCGUGAUAAAAACGACUAUAAUGAAGUUAUUUUUAAAAAUACCUACGAGCAUCCUUUAUCAAACAAAUUUUUUAGUUUUAUUAAAUCAGGGGACAUUAAAACUGUUAGAGAUAUGAUUAUUGAAAAUCCUGAAUUGCUUACUCCCCUUUAAAUUGGAACAAAAUUUCCUGUCUCAAUUUAAGGAGGUUUAAUUUUUUUAAUAUUAAAUUUCUCAAUAAAACUUAAAAAAAAUAAAAAUUUAUUUUAAAAUUUAACGUUUCAGUGUGAAAACUAUUUAAAUAAUAUUCUAAAAGCACUUUUUCCAUUAAAUUAAGUUAAGAUUAAUUUUAAUAAAAUAGUAUUUCCUAUCGAAAAAAAAAAUCAUUCAAAAAUGCAAAUUUUACCUAUACUUUGUUUUAAAGAGGGAGUUAGAACAGUUGACUCUGUAUGCAUUAUUUUAGACUCAGCAAACAGCUUUGCAUUGGGCCUGCAGAAGAAAUAAUUUAGAAAUGGCACAGUUUUUAGUUUCAUGCAGAGCAAAUAUGAAAGCUGUAGAUAUAGCUGGGAGAACUCCAGAAGACAUAGCGAAAAGACUAAACCAUAAAGAAAUUUAUCUGUUUUUAAAGUCAGCAGCUGUAAAAACAAGGAGAAGGAGUGUUCGAAUUAUGCCGGGGGCUGCAGCAUAUUUUGCUAUGAUACUUCAUAUAUCAUUAUAAAUUUUUUUUUUUAUUAAAUAUAAGUUGGUAUUUACUGUAAAUUUAUAUAAUAGAGGUUGCGGGAUUGACAUUUUGAGAAUUAAAAAAAGUGAUGCUGGAGUUGAAGGAAAGUUUACAAAAUUACAUAGAGCGCUGAAAAAACAGACAAAAACCAUUACAGACGCAUGGUCUAAAAGUUUGAAGUUGAAUCGGCUAAUUGAAAGGCUCAUACCUGAGAUUCCUGAAUAA
This is a messenger RNA of Blepharisma stoltei, 1707 nucleotides long. The record is from the annotation of a GenBank genome assembly. Lineage: Eukaryota; Ciliophora; Heterotrichea; Heterotrichida; Blepharismidae.